Dipodomys spectabilis (banner-tailed kangaroo rat) is the source of this 6328-nucleotide messenger RNA. RefSeq names its product ral guanine nucleotide dissociation stimulator-like. NCBI's taxonomy places the organism in Eukaryota, Metazoa, Chordata, Mammalia, Rodentia, Heteromyidae. Gene Ontology annotation, molecular function: guanyl-nucleotide exchange factor activity. Gene Ontology annotation, cellular component: plasma membrane. The transcript has 7 exons. Bases 5107 to 6159 code for a protein of 350 amino acids. Gene Ontology annotation, biological process: Ras protein signal transduction; positive regulation of GTPase activity. The record is from RefSeq and is a predicted model, not a curated record.
AUACUCCUCCUUCCAUUUUUUAUUCCACACCACCCUGGGAGGUGGAUGGUUGUUAUAUUACCUUUUGGAAAUUAAAAAGGAUUAAGUCUAUAAUGUUAUAACAUGAAAAGAAAAGGUACAUCAAAUCAUUUGUCAAAGGCCUGGAUUCUACCUGCAGCCCUCACACAGUGGUCACUUCGUCAGGCCAGGCAGGAGGAGGCAGGCAUUAUGUCAUCAAGAUAGAGUGCAGGAUCAGCACCAUGGUUGGCAGGACCAGUAGCAUGGUCCUGGUGAUGGCAGUGGACACCAUGUUGCCUCAGUGCUUCUGUUGGGUGGCUUUGGAGCAGGAAGCCUUGGACUCCAUUUCCCAUAAAAAAGCCCCCCCAUGGCUCCAAGUUGGGCUGAAUGCAUACACCUCCGUGGCCCUACAUGCGUGAACAAUGCCAGUGAAUAUAAUUCACCAUCAUCAGAGCUUUGGGCAAUGACUAUGACAUCUUGAGCAAGGGAGAUGGUGCAUAUGGGAAAAGAUAGCAUACAGGGAAGGGAGAACCCAGAAUCUAGAGGCAGAAGGAUGCCAAGGGUCUCCCUCCCCUGCCCAAAUUGCCCACGGUGGAAACACUCGUCCACUUCCCUGUUCCUUGAAAAGUGAAGGCCUCCCAUCUCCACAUUUCUCCACAUCACCAAAUCCAGGUCCAGGCUCCAGCCCUCUCCACCUACUCUCCCCAUGCUCCAUGGCACCAGAAUGAUCUCAGCCCUAGGAUCUCAGUUGCGUUCAUUCCCCUCCAUUAGCAUGAUCGCCGUGUGUACUUUCCACUUCUGCCUCGGUGAACAUGGUGCAGAAAUCACUGGCUCUCCAUGCCCUCGCUCCUCAUUCCAUCAGCCCAUUGAAUGAUUGCAGAGAAUGGCCUCAAAUCCUCUUGGACCCCAAGCUGCCACAUGUUCCCACUCUCCAGAAGAGUGGAGAGCUGAGGAUACAGGACACUGAACAAACAGCCCAUUCUUUUCAGCUUCCCACCUUUCACCCAUCCUCUCAUUAGCACACAAACAUUGUGGCAGGCAGAGCUGAAUUCAGCAUCUCGCUCUAAUGCAUGCAUGUGAGGACCCAUAUGGAUGCACAUUGAUGCGUGCUACUGUGUCUGUGUGGAUGAAUGUAUGUCCAUAUGGUGUCCAUGAAUGUAUGUGAGGUCAUGCAUAUACCUCUCUCAAUAGGUGUGUUGAACAUUGGAGUCUCAUGGGUAGGCUUCCAAAUAGAGAAGACCUCGUCUGUGUCUACACUUGUGAAAUUCUAACCCCAUGUGAAGCUCUAAUCUUGCAUUUCCUUUUUGUUUCUUUUGUUCAUUGUUGGCUUGCAUGGAUUUGAGACAGAAUCUCUUGCCUAGGUCAGACUAGCCUUGAACUUGGUAUCCUCCUCCCAGAAGCUCCCACUGCAGGAAUAAGAGGUCUAGACAAGGACAACUGGUUGGCAGUUUAUUCUGUCUAGACACAAUGUACAGGGGCUGAAUGUCUACAAGAGUGCAGUGAAAAUGAUGGACACCAGCUCUAGGGUUCCCAAGCCUUGGAUGGACACAGAGUCCUUUCAGUGUAUGACAUCCUCAAGCAGGUGCUGGAUGGAAGCCCUAGGAGUGAGUGGGUGACUGGAGGAGGCAGGCAAGCACAGGCACUUGUACAUGGGGAGACAAUUAAACUGGAAGGAGGGAUCGGAUGUGAACCCAGUGUGUCCUCAUAACCACAACAUUAACUGGACAGAGGACAGAGGUUGGAGUGUGUCUAGUUUUUCUCCUGACCUGCCACGGGGCCCAGCCAGCACUCAGGGGCCAUUUGCAGAGGUCUGGUCUGAGGCUGAGGCUCAGAAAAGGGGACCUCCAUUGGUGCUGUCAUCUCCGGAGAUGAUGUCAAAAGGGCCAGGUUACCAGCACCCACAUUGCUGUGCAGCUGAGCCAGCUCAGUUGUAUGGAAAGCUGAGGGGCAGCAGGCUGUUUUCCUGCUGUUGCCUGCUAUUCCGCAGAACAACUCCACAGAGAGAGUUUGAUUAUAGUUCGCAGGCGCUGGGUAAUCCCCUGUCCGGGUCACCUGAGCAGAACUCCACCAUGCAUCCCACAGGUGAAUCAAGGAGGAGGGAGGGUGAGUCCUCUCACCUACUACCUUCUGGCAGCCUCAGAUCCCAUAUGUGGGUACAUUCAUGAGUGUGUGUGUGUGUGCACGCAUGCCAGCCCAGCCCAGGCUAUUUUCAUGGUAUGACCCCAAUCCUUUUCCCAGUGUGCUGCUGUUUCCAUGUUUGAACUGUGUCUCAUUUCUUCACCCCAGUUUGGGUGGGUUUUAGCUCCAACUGAUCCUGAUCCCUGCAAGGCAGGAUACCUGCAGGGAGGCAAAGCGGAGAAGCUAGUAGACUACUUAGUGCCUGCCCUGCUCUUCGGAGCUGCCUUGUUUAUCCCAGUAUUUCUGGGGGACAUACCACACUUUCAUGACUGCCCAUCCGUAUUGAACCUGCUUUUCAAUAGGUAAGCGCCACCUCUGAUCCUUGGGACAGGCCCACUGGCUAGGCCUUGGCAUGUGCUGCACCAGUGCGGAUCUGCUUGGAUCCUGGCUACUGGCAUGCUAGGACUAACAUCCUCACUGCCUGAGGCUGGAGUGGUGGGAUGGGCCCUGAACAGGCCUGUCCACAUCAUGACCUUACACCCCAGGGAGCACAGGGCUGUGGGUGGGCUGGGAGAAGCCCCUUCUCUCAUUGAGGCCUCCUAUGAAUAAGACCUCAAGAAAAGCAUUUUCCAAAUUGACAGUGGUGGUUGAUAUCCCAUAUGGGUGUCCUGACCUAUGUGAACCUCACUAGGAAGCACAAGGGAAACCCUGACAGACCCUGUGCUAAUUCCAGUGUGUGGGAGGAAGGUACUGGGCUCAUCACCUUGUAUGGGGAUGCAUUUCUAGACACUUGGAACCACUCAGUGAAAAGAACAGGGAAAUCGUUGUUAUCCUGAGUUCCAUCCUGUGCCCAGAGAAACCACUGGGACUGUAGACUUCACAUGUAGACACAGUGCAUGUGACAUUCUCAUGUUGACCCCUAGGUACAGCCAUUUCCUUGAUUAUGAGGAGAAGGCAGGUGUGCAGGAGCACCUGCAGCAGUGAGUGUGUCUGGGGGAGGAGGGAAGGCAUGUGUCAUCAUGGUGGGUGCAGUGGAGAGCUGGCCUUGGAGAGGCCUGGGCAAAGGGAAAUAGCAGCCACUCCUAAAGGAAUGCUCAAGUCCAGGUAGAAAUGUGUCCACGCAGGGAGUUAGUUUGGCUUGUUCUGUACUUGAGAGUGUGGGAGAAGCCUCUGGCACUGUGACCAGCCAGUCCCAUGUGCCUGCCCUGGGAAACCUCAGGACCACACAGAGCAGCGAGGCCUACACUGUGCCGUCAUGGACAAUCCUCUAGGAUUCUGUGAGUGCAUAAGGGCCAGGGUGUGCUGUUUUGGUUGAGAGUCAGGCAAAGACCAGUCACACAUGGCUCUAGGACAUUGAGGCCUCUAGAGGCUACAUGAGUGAGGACAUUCUGGGUUCUGGGGACAAGGCACCCCAGGGCUGACAGUUUGAGGAGCAUGCCCAGGGAUACCAGGAGCUGGGUGUGGGUGGGGGGUUUUACCUGUGAUGUAGGUGGAGUAGCAACCCUUGUGUAGACAAGGUCUUUAGUGCAGCCAGGUGACCAGGCCUGCCAUGGGCUAUGGAAUGGAGCAGGCCCAGGAGCCCAGCUCCCACACCUGUGCUUGAGGGGGGUCUGAGAGGAGGAGAGGCCCAACCUCUAACUCUGCUGCUUCUCCCACUACAUCUAGAGCUUUCAUUCAUAUUGGGCUCAUGGAUGAGGGAGUACCCAGAGGAUUUCACUGAAGCACUGGACAUAUCUGCCUGCAACACAUGGUAACAUAUCUAAACUGCAAUGUGCCUGGCUCUGUGGAGGAGCAGCAGGCCCACACAUGCAUCCCAAGCAGCCAGAGCUGGAGGGUGAGUAGCAUGGGCUGGCAAAGGACAGAACAGGUGGGGGAUUCCAAGCUUUCUCCACCUGAAGGCAGCUCCCAGCCUACCAUGGUGCCCUCAUCAGGACAGUCCAGGAGCCUGGAUGGCUUGGCAUGAAACCUGUCCUUGCUAGGCUUCCUGGGGUUGAGUCCAGGGACCAGGGCUUCUCAGCAGGCAGGGGUCUCGUGGCCUUAGGAAUGACUGAGGGGAGGGCAGUGCUGUAGGAGAUCGUUGCUUGCAGCUGUUCCACCAGCUGCAAGGCUUGAUGAGAAAACCAGUGUACAAGAGUCACCUGAACCACUGGAUCCAACACUCCGCAUAGAAGCAGGGCUACCAUGACAGAGCUGGAACUAGCUGCAGCCUCAGAGGCCCCCUCAGCUCCAGGAGCUGCAGUGGAGCUCCAGCGAGAACCCAAGGCAGACGGAUGUUCUGACUCACCUGCACCAUCUUUGACUGAAGAGAUGAAGCCACCUGCAGGGAAGCCAAUGGCCCACAGCCUUCCACCAUCAACAGCAUCAAGAAUGGAUCUUGACCUGCAAUAUGCAGAUCCUCUCUCAGGUGAAAAAACAGUGGCUGCUCCCCCAUUGCCAGCGGCACUGAGCCCAGUUGCUCCAAUAGCUUUAGAGCCAGCAAUUGAUGUGCCAGUGCAUGCAAGAGAAGACAGGAUGUCAGUGCCCACUCCAGAACCCCAAUGGCCUAAAGACCAGACUGACCCAGUUCUACCACACAUCUAAGAAGGAGAAGCAUCUGCAGUUCAACCAGAGGCCCCAAAGCCCACUGCAGGGAACAGCUCAGGGCCAGAGCUAGAGGCUGCAGGAGAGGAAAGAUGGGAGUCUGCUCUCCUUGCACCUGGGGAGCAAGUGGAGUCUUGCCCGCUUGCUGAAGAGGCUGACUGCCUUGAGCCUGUUGCUGAGCAGCCAGAGCCACCCGCACAGGAACCUCUGCCACCCAACCGGGAUGUAGCACCCAUCCCAUCUGCACAACUGGACACUGAUGCAGGCUUAGGAGGGGACUCUCAUCCAAUUAAUGACUUGGAUGAAGACCAUGAGCUGCCAGUGGCUGAAGACACCAAUGGUGCUCUGCCCUGUGCUGCCGAGCCAGAGCCUGCACACCUGCCAUCUAGCAAGGCAGACAAGCCAGCUGUUAUGCACCCAGAUCCCUGGGACUGUUGUGACAUGGGAGAUUUGCAGAUUUCCUCCAGGGAGCCAGCCUUGAUUUCGAUGAUGGAGUCAGACCAUGAUGAGGACACAGCUCACGUACUAGAGCGGUUGCCCGACCUGAAGGUGAAGCAGUUGUCCCUCAUGGCGGUGAAACUGUUCAAAGGGCUGAUCCCUGAGCAAUGCUUGACUUACCUAUAUGCUCAACCUGACCACGAGGAGGGUCUGGAGCACCUGGCACCCACUGUGCUGGCCAUCCUGGAGCACUGUGAAAAAUUGCACACCUGUGUGAUCAGCACAUGCCUCGGGGACCACAGCACAGAGGCAGCAGAGAGGGCCCAGGUGUUGGAGCACUGGAUAGACGUAGCUUUGGAGUGCCACCUUGUAAGGAACAUCUGCACCCUCAUUCCCAUCAUGUGUACUCUGCAGAGCAGCCAGCUCCAAGGCCGGAAGAAGACGUGGGGGUUGGUUGGUUGGCAGGAGUAUCCCGAGGGCACAGUCCCUUACCUGGGCACCAUCCUCACUCACCUGGCCUCACUGCACAAAGACAAACAUUCAAAAGAUGAAUACAAACUGAUUGCACUCAUGAAGAAACUGCAGCGCACAUGUGAGGAGCUCCACGUGGUUCCUGACAUGAACUUCGUAUCUUGGUUUAACAAUAUGAACAACCUAGGUGAAUUGGAAAGCUCCAAGCUCUCCAGGGAGCUGGAGCCUCCCCGCAGGGCAGGCUUCCUGAGCUGGAACAACAAGAGGAGCCCUCCCCUGAGGAAGUCCUCCAGAAAUUCCCAGGCGUCAAGCAGAGAGCUCAGCAGCAAUAGCAGCUCCCAGUUGGAGACCUGUGAGCAGCUCAGCAGUGGGAGUGGCAGCCACACACCCAGCUUGUACUGGGGCUGCUCACCCAAGCCUUGUGCACACUGCAACCCAUUAUAUCAGUCUGCCCCAAACAUCUGCGGGGCAAACAUGAUGACAGAAGAUGAGGGCAUCUUGCCGUACCUGAGCUCCCAGACCUCCAGCAGAACUGGGCAUCGGGCCCUAUCCUAGGCUGCCCUUUCUUCAACUGAGAUGUCUGCACUCCAACCAUCGAAAAUCACAUUGUCCAGUGCAUCGUGGGAAAUGCAUUGCGCAAUGGGCAGAGUUUCAAAUGUCAUGGAUUUCCCGUUGGGGAGGGUGGGCAGGUGAUUUAGGUUAAAAUAUUAAGUUGAAACACUAA